AUCUAUCACUUGUCUCUUUCUAUCUGUCAACUUUUGUCUGUUUGUCAUUGUCACUUUGUCCGUCUGUCAUUUCAUCAUUGUUAUUCCUUUUCCUUUUGACAAGUGUAAACUUUGAAGGAAGUUACUUUCCGUCAACAAUUUUUGAUAAAUUUACAGAAAAACCAUGGAUAUGGUAAUUUCAACUUUACAGCAGCAAAGACAAGUGACGGAGCAACUUCGUCGUGAAGCUGCAAUUAAAAGAGUAACAGUGAGCAAAGCUUGUGAGGAUAUUAUGAAAUAUAUCACCGAACACGAGCAGGAAGAUUGUUUACUCGUAGGAUUUUCUUCGCAAAAAUCAAAUCCAUUUCGUGAGAAAAGUUCCUGCAUUCUUCUCUAGUCAAUGUUUAAUGUGUUCGUUUGGAAAUUAACCAAAAA
Leptopilina heterotoma is the source of this 414-nucleotide messenger RNA. RefSeq names its product guanine nucleotide-binding protein subunit gamma-1 (gene Ggamma1). Gene Ontology annotation, molecular function: G-protein beta-subunit binding. The record is from RefSeq and is a predicted model, not a curated record. The coding region runs from base 164 to 376 and encodes 70 amino acids. Lineage: Eukaryota; Metazoa; Arthropoda; Insecta; Hymenoptera; Figitidae. Gene Ontology annotation, cellular component: heterotrimeric G-protein complex. Gene Ontology annotation, biological process: G protein-coupled receptor signaling pathway. The transcript is spliced from 2 exons.